Messenger RNA from Trichoderma asperellum CBS 433.97, 1122 nucleotides. RefSeq lists its product as uncharacterized. Gene Ontology annotation, cellular component: cytoplasm. The record is from RefSeq and is a predicted model, not a curated record. NCBI's taxonomy places the organism in Eukaryota, Fungi, Ascomycota, Sordariomycetes, Hypocreales, Hypocreaceae. Gene Ontology annotation, molecular function: aldehyde-lyase activity.
CUCAUUUUCCAUGUAAAUAUCUAAUCUCCAGACCAAAAUUUCAUCUUUUCUUCUACACUAUUUCCCGUUUCGGGCCAAUCACAUCAUUGCCAUAUUCAUUCAACAGACGAAUAAAAAGUUCCAUCGUCAAGCAGGCAACGCAUACAAUUCAAACACCCAAGUUAUAACAGGACCACCAAACCGUCGAAAAUGGUUAUCUGCGAGAAUGUUCUGUACACCAAGGCUAGCGCCGGACAGUUAUGUAAGGCUCUGGUCCUCAGGCUGGUGACGAAUCCCCUCGUCGUCCAGUUUGCUAGGAACGCCGGCUUCGAUGUUGUGUGGGUCGAGAUGGAGCACUCGACCUACUCUAUUACUGAGGCCAGUAUGCUCGCGAGCGCGGCCAUGAUGGCCGGCAUGACGCCCAUUGUUCGCGUGCCGUACCAGUGCGGCAUGGGUUACGUUCAGCAGGUCCUGGACUCUGGGGCCAUGGCGGUCGUCUUCCCGCACAUAGUCUCGGCUGCGGAGGCCAAGGCAGCCGUCAAGAUGUGCAAGUUCCCCCCGUAUGGGAAGCGGUCGCUGUGGCUCCAGCAGGCUGCCGUGGGCCUCCGUACCAUGCCGAUGCAGAUUAUGGCGGACGAGGUCAACUCAUGCGCGUCGGCUGUGGGUGUCAUGAUCGAGGCCGAAGAGAGUAUUACAAACGUCGACGCCAUUGCGGCGGUUGACGGCGUCGACAUUCUCAUAGUCGGCUGUAUCGACCUGUCGAGUGAUAUGGGUAUACCCGGCCAAGUUGAUGCACCUAAGUUUAGGGCUGCGCUCAAGGCUGUCAGCGUGGCAUGCAAGCGCCACAACAAGGUCUUCGGACUGGCUGGUAACUAUAAGGACCUCGACUUCCAGGACUGGGUCAUUAACACUCUAGGGGUUCGUCUGAUACUGGCUCAUGUGGACUCGAACCUCAUCUCGGUCGGCGCGAUGGAAUGUGCAGAGAGGAUAGCCUCCAUUGAUCGAACCGUUCUGCCUAACUAGGAAAUGGAUUGUGGGUGGAGUCACGGGAACAUGAUUAUAGAAAUAGGAGUCUUCGUUAUAUGUUAGAUUUUCGUAAGAUAGAGAGAAACAAUUGAACAAAGGCAGACUAGUCAACGCUGG